AUGGAGCAUGAGAUAUGGGAGCUGCGCCGCCGUCUGGCAGAAGCUGAACAACAAUUAAGCGAAGAAAGGCUCCAGACUCGACAGACUACCCUCCUUGAGUUUCUCGACGCUUGCCAUACUCACCUAUUCCUUGGGCUAGCUAUUCAACCAAACCCAGACCCAUCGACGAAAGGCGAUCCAGCAAAUUGCAGACAAUAA
Penicillium digitatum Pd1 is the source of this 198-nucleotide messenger RNA. NCBI's taxonomy places the organism in Eukaryota, Fungi, Ascomycota, Eurotiomycetes, Eurotiales, Aspergillaceae. The record is from RefSeq and is a predicted model, not a curated record.